Molecule: messenger RNA, 870 nt
Organism: Chaetomium strumarium
Lineage: Eukaryota; Fungi; Ascomycota; Sordariomycetes; Sordariales; Chaetomiaceae
Exons: 3
Coding region: 1-870 (289 amino acids)
Source: RefSeq, a predicted model, not a curated record
AUGGCAGGCGUGGUUCUCCUCGGCGCAGCAGUCACUCUCACCUUGAUCUCCCGGCAUAAGGACAGCAGAGAAGAGAAGAAAGAAAACGCCCGGGCCAUGUCGUCCAAGCUCAUCCCACCAAACCCGGAUGAGGUGAUGGUGAUCCGCGACAUUACACCCAACGUCGUCACCUUUUCAGUGCCCUUCCUCCGCUUCGGCAGGUUCCCCAUCGGCGGCCGCGGCACACUUGUCCGGCUCCGCUCCGGCGCGCUGGCCGUCUUCUCCCCCGUCGCGCUCACCGAAGCCACCAAGGCCAAGGUGGCCUCGCUCGGCGGCGACGUGCGCUACCUCGUCGCCACCGACAUCGAGCAUCACAUUUUCCUGUCCGAAUGGGCGGCCGUCUACCCCAACGCUAAGCUCGUCGGGCCCGAGGGUCUGCCGGAGAAGCGGCGCAAGGCCGCCGGGAGCGAUCCCAAGGUCGGGGACGAGCCCUUCGCCGUCGCCUAUGUCCAUGCACAUCCCAACAAGGAGCUGGUGUUCCUUUACAAGCCGGAUAAGGUGCUCAUCCAGGCGGAUCUGAUGUUCAACCUGCCCGCGGUCGAGCAGUACUCGCGCGUGCCGGACGCCGAGAAGCCCAGGCUGGGCAUGCUGGGGAAGAUGUUCGGCGGCAUGCAGUCGACGGAGGGCGAGGCGCUGGGCAUGAAGAGGUUUCUGUGGUACGCCAUUAGCAGGAAGGAUCGGACCGGCUUCAACGAGAGCGUGAGACGGAUUGCGGGCUGGGAUUUUGAGACGAUCGUGCCUUGUCAUGGAGAGACCAUUGUGGGAAACGGAAAGGAGCUGUUCGAGAAAGUGUUUGCGUGGCAUCUGGAAGGGAAGGGAGCAAGGGCUUAG